AUGCUUGCCACAGAGGCCGAAUCAGAGCAUAGCACUGUUGACACCUGGCAGUGGGCUGAUGACGAGGUUCCAGACGAGCAGCUGCUGGAGCCGCCCAGGAUCCCACAGCGCUUCAAUCUCUCUCUCCUCCGUGAUAGAAAGCAGGAGUUCUCUCCGGACUUGCAAUCUGGACUGCCGGAGGUCCCGGACGUGCUUUGGGAGCUCGAAGUUCCAGAUGAGGAGACUUGCUUUGAAAGCUUUCCGCACACAUGCCCAAUGCCACAGGUCAGAAAGAUGGGGACAGUUCGCGAAGAAAUGGUGAUAGCUCAGGAGUGCAAGCCUUUGAAGGUGAUUGCGGGGAGGACGCCAAAGAUGUGCCAUGAUGAUGCCGCACAAGUCACAUCCUUUGCAGACAAGGUCGCGGACUUGAUGGAACGGGUCUCGAACCAACGUCCACAUGAGCUCGAUGGUACCAUACACCCAACUCCACGUUCGCCGCCAGUCCUGGGGAGGCUUACCAAAUCGGAGGCGGGAACCACCUUCGAGGAUGUCAGCAUCCCUUUGCUGAAGAAUGACAUACACUCACAGGCCAAAGAAGACGUUAUGGCGCGCUUGCCUGGUGAGGAAGUACAGCCCGGAAGCAAAGCUGCUGCCGCGGAGGAUGGGUUUUUUGGAGAGGUGCCUUCGGUCUAUGAUGUGCUUCGAAAUCAGUUUGCAGACAUCAACCGCGAGAACCAGAGGUAUGUGACAGUCACGGACUUUAUGCAGUUUGUGGAAUGGCGAGCUCGGCAGUGUGGUGGGGUGCCAGCAGAAAGUGAGCACCUUCUGCAAGAGACGGCAAAACGCUGCUUUCAACAAGCCUCUGUGCGCAGGGAGGGCAUUCGGUCAGAGGAUUGGCUUCACUUUGGGCUCCUGUCCACCACUUCUCCAUGGCACCUGAACAGGCGCGUACGUCGAGAAUUGGUCAAGAAUCCACAAUUCCUCAGACAGGUGCUGCAUGCUUUUGAAACAGCUGAUGUUCGAGGUGAAGGUCGCUUGCACAUCAGCAACAUCAAGGCAAGUUUCCUGAACUGCGAUGAGCUGGUAUCACAGGUAGAGCUGGCGGCAAAAAAUCCGGGUCAAAGUGAGGAACUUGGGUACUACGAUUUUGUCGCGUAUUGUUUGGGAUAUCGGCGAUCAUCGGUUAAGUUGAAUUGGUACGAUGUGUCACGAGGCUAUGCAAAGUGGUUGCCUGGUGCCUUGCUUGGCCAGGAUUUGGAAGGCAUAUGGCAUACUGGCAUUGUAGCUUUUGGCCGUGAGUACUGGUUUGGUGGGAAGGUCUUGGCAUCUGAGCCUGGCAAGGCGCCGUUUGCAGGACCUAUUCGCUGCACAGAGCUUGGCACCACCUUGAACACCAAAGAGGAACUGGAAGACUGGCUGCGCUUUGAUGUGGUUUCGAGGUACACUCGGGAGAGCUAUGAUGUCCUCUCACACAACUGCAAUCACUUUUCUGAUGAGGUUGCAGGAUUUCUGAUUGAGGGCUGCCACAUCCCAGAUGAAGCCCGCCGGCAGCCAGAGGCAUUGAUGGGGACUUCGACCAUCAACGUGGUGCGCCCGAUCUUGAAUGGCUGGCUCGGUGGCUUUGAGGGGGGCGAUAGCUCCGAGAUUGAUGAUUUGACGGAAGAGUGGCGCGCACGACUUUGGCCAGGUGACCUGUGCCUCUACGAUCACUCUGGGAAUCAGAAGCUUAAAUUGGCACAGGUCUCCAACGUGGAUAUCUUCAACUGCACUUGUGAUAUCAGUUUUUUUGAUUCUGAUGGUGCACAGCGAGGUCUCGGACCUUUUGCCUUCGUUGGAUCCAGUUUGCGACGCUUCCCUCACCUGAGCUCUUCUUGGGACUGGCACCUGGUGAGGAAAUCUGUUCCUCUCUCCUCUUUGCGCCCUCACGAGACUGGCGUUGUCAGUGGACGAGGUGCCCUACUGCGUCCAGGAGUCAGGAGAAUAGACCCUGGCAUUCAGACCAUUCUGAAACGAAAGGCGGUGGUCUAUGCGCAUUGUGCACAGGGCCACAUCAUGCAGCAAUCCGACGGCCGGUGGUCGUUGGUAUCUUUGCUGCGUGCAAAGCUUUCCACAUCUUGCAGCAUUUGCUCCAAAGAAAUUGCCAUGGACCGAAAACUGCAGGCUACUACUCUUUGGGAUCCAUUGCAGCACCUACAGCGAGGCAGCUGCUACAAGAGCCAAGUUGGAUUUCCUACAAGGCAAUGCGGUACUUGGCAGCAGCUGGGAAGCCUGGUGGCCCGUUGA
Messenger RNA from Durusdinium trenchii, 2262 nucleotides. The record is from the annotation of a GenBank genome assembly. Lineage: Eukaryota; Dinophyceae; Suessiales; Symbiodiniaceae.